CUGCAGACAUUUUCACAAAAAAUCUUACGAUUUAUCUUAAGUUUUUCACUUACGAUAAUCGUAAGUGAAAUCUUAAGUCUGUUUCACAAAACCAAUCGUAAGUGAAAAAAAAUAUCUUACGAUAUUUUUUUUCAAAAUACACUUACGAUAAAUCUUAAGAUAAAAAGCUACCGUAGCAACGUACUUUCGGUUUCGGUGCGCUUGCGCAAUAUUAGUUUCCGGUUUCAUAAUCGUCUGCUUGAAAAGGAAAUGGCCGCUUCAAAGAGAAAGCCGAACUGGUCCAGUGAUGAACUGGACGCCCUGGCGCAGGCGGUGUCAGAAAAUCUAUUGACUAUCAAAGGGAAAUUUUCCCCAGGGCUAUCAAAUGCCCAGAAAAUGAAAUGCUGGGAAAGCAUUACAGAGCGUAUAAAUGCAGUCAAUGUCUCCGGUGUGAGGAGGGAGACUAGUGAAGUGAAAAAAAAGUGGUUGGAUGUGUCCAGUACCACCAAGAAAAAGGAAGCCUCAAGGCUUAGAGGACAAAGAAUGACAGGUGGUGGUACUGGACCCACUGAUGACCUAAAGUCCUGGGAGAAAGUUAUUGUGAGUUGUCUGACAAAAUGUUCUGUCGAAGGUGUGUCUGGAGGAGUGGACACUUUGGAAGGAUCAAGUGAAACUAUAAACAUGUAUGCUGGAGGAGACCAGGCAGAAAUGGUAUCAUCAGGAAGCACACAAGAGACUGCAAUAGACAAAUAUUUGCCUUCAACUGGAACAGGCAGUGAAUCAGUUGUAUUGCCUACUGUUAUGUCCAGUGGUGCAUGCAGCAGUGUGACAGGUAAAAUCUUUUAUAUAAUAUAGAAAAAAACUCAUAUUAUUACAACUAAGUUGCUGUUCAUUAUAUUGUCAUGUAGUAUAUAUUUACAAACAGCUUAAUGAACAAUUUUCACAAUUUUAUAUUCAUGAACAUAAAAUAUGUCACAUAAAUGCAAUAUUCAUUACCUUCCAAAUGUGUCCCAUUGUACUCAAAUUUUUUAUUUAAUUUUGUUUUUUUGCUAUUUUUUUUUGUUUUUAGAGGAAGAUUUUAUGUGCAUCUUCACGCACUUUUUGUCACAACAGGGUAUCUAAGUUGAACCAUGGGUCUUCAAUAAGCUAGUUUCUAAAUUCAAAAUUUUACCAUUUCAUGUUUAAAUGUUGAAUUGUGCUUAAGCCGGUGCUAGGGGGCUCGGCACUUUCCAGUACCAUCCAUGAACAGGCUCAAUCAAACCGAGUCUGCAACAUUUUCAGUUAUGUUAUGUUGGGCUUUCUUUAGGGAUUCUUAUUUUCUCUUUUUUAUAAAGCUUCUUCACAUGAAAGAAUCUGAAUUCCCAAAUGGGACCCGAACCUGAAAUUGCGAGGGCUAAAUGAUUUGCAGUUAUUGAAUUCACUCAGCCACAGAGUCAAUAAUGUACACAAGUAUUUUGAUAGGUUUCUUGCUGUAUAAGU
Molecule: messenger RNA, 1458 nt
Organism: Ruditapes philippinarum (Manila clam)
Lineage: Eukaryota; Metazoa; Mollusca; Bivalvia; Venerida; Veneridae
Exons: 6
Coding region: 250-834 (194 amino acids)
Cellular component (GO): nucleus
Source: RefSeq, a predicted model, not a curated record